Molecule: messenger RNA, 2848 nt
Organism: Anas platyrhynchos (mallard)
Lineage: Eukaryota; Metazoa; Chordata; Aves; Anseriformes; Anatidae
Source: RefSeq, a predicted model, not a curated record
AUGCAGCCACGGCCGCGGCCCCCGCCUCACCCCACAUCCUAUGCGGGAUCAAGGACGCUCUGUUAGGUGCUGCUGGUUCGGGGCCCGGGAAAGCAGGACGCAGCCGCGAACAUCCCCCGUGAGCCCAGGGCAAGAAGAGGAGCGGCCGCGCGUUUCCUCGCCCCACUCCCCCCCAGCCCCAAGAGUCCCCGGUACAGCGGCUCCCGCCCCAGGGGUCCACCCGCCGACAGAGUCGCCGCGUUGCGGCGUGGCCCGGCCCCAAGCCCCAAACCCGAUAAGCGGGGGGAGGCGGGGGCGGGGGAAGUGAGGGGUGUCCCAGAGCACCGGGACCCUCCCGGUAAGGAGUCCCCGCGCUAGGCGAGGCCGCGUCGCCCGCGCCCCUGGCCCCGUACCUGUGCACGAGCAAGAACAGCGCGCCAGGCCCGCCGAGGCUGUGCAGCAGCGGGACGGCACCGCCCGCUUCCCGCCCCGCCGGCCCACGCCGCGCAUGCGCUAGGCCCCGUGCGCCACUGGACAGAGCGGUGCGGUGGCCUCGGUCCCUGCACAUCGGCACCCAUGACCCCCAGCGGGCAUCCCCAACAGACCAGUACCGCACCCACCCCCACUCCUCCGCCACCCGCGGGCAGCUCCCAGCUCCCGCCUCGCCGCGCGCGCUCCCGUGCCAUCGGUCAAUGGCGGGGCUCGCGCCACUGCAUCACCCGGGGGCGGAGCGAGAUGGCAUGCCCAGAGGACCUGGCUGCCCUGGCAGACAAGGACCUGCUUGGCUUUCUCUUCAGCGAUGACACUCAUGACACUGUAGACCCAGGGGAGGAGAACCUCUUGCUGGAGGGCUGGGGCCUGCCAGGGCCCAAGCUCCUAAACAAGGAGAUGGAUGAUUUCAUCAGCCACGUGCUGAGCCCCUGUGAAAAUGAACCAGGCCCACUGCAGGGCUGUUCAUCUGCUGACAGUGACAGCGGCAUUUCUGAGGAUCAGAAUCUGUUCCAUAGCCCUGGCAGUGACUUUGCCAGCAGCCCUCAGAGCUUGGAUAUUGUGCAGUUUGAUCACAGUUAUUCCCUCCAUCAAGACUGGCCUGCACUGGAAAGCAUGAGGGCUGAUAUGGCAGAAGGAGAUGUUUCCAUUGACUUUGAGACAUGGAUGGGUUUGGAAAGCACAACUGAGGCACUGGAACAGAGCUCCAGUUUCCCAAUUGCCAUUGAUGUGGACGCCAGACCCCAGCUCAUGCCUAGAGCCACCAUGCAGCCUGACUUCCCAGAACUGAUGCUGACUGAUGAAGAGAGGCAACUCCUGGAGAAAGAAGGUGUUUCAUUGCCAACCUGUCUGCCACCGACCAAAGCUGAGGAGCAGCUUCUGAAGAAAGUGUGUCAAAAGAUCUGGAACAAGCAGUCAGCCCAGGACAGUCAUCACAGGAAGAAGAUCUAUGUGGAUGGCCUGGAAAACAGGGUGGCAGCCUGCACAGCUCAGAACCACGAGCUGCAGAAGAAGGUGCAGCUCCUGCAGAAGCAGAACAUGUCUCUGCUUGAGCAGCUGCACAAACUGCAGGCCUUGGUGAAACAGUCCACCACCAAAAUGACCACAUUGAGCACCUGCGUCAUGGUCCUGGUUCUGUCCUGCCUCAUUGUCUCGCCCAGUUUCUACUCGUUUGGGAGCAGAGGGCUGCAUCCAGAGCUUGGAGCGCUAUUGCAGCAGAUUCGUGAGUUCCCGAACCAGGCUUGGCAGACAGCACACAGCAGGCAAGAGGAAGCUGUGCUGGAGAGGCUCAGCCCUGAGCCUGAGGACACCUCACUGUUGGGCAGCCUCAGUCAGUCACGGGAAGAGGGGCAGAGUCCACCCAAGCGAUUCAACAGCAACUCAUCCUCUGACCCUCCUGCGACAGCAGGCUCCGAGCUGAGCCAUCCCCAGCUGCAGGAGCAGCGCUCCUGGAGUAACCCCUUGCACUCUGAGGUGCUGGUGCCAUGGAAAGCCAAGAGUCAGGAGUGGGUGGAGUGUGCUGCCACUGUUGUCAUCCAGCAGCACCAUGCUGAUGAGAUGUGACCAUCACCUCCUGCUUGCUGCCUACCAGGGUGAGGCAGGGCACCCUGUCAGGGAGAGACAAGCAGAACUGUGUCAACAGAGAAUCUGUCAAAGCAAAUGCUUUUAAAUAAUCUCCUGAUUGCUGGCAGCUCAGGGUUUACCAGAGGAAUCAUUUUACAGGUUAUCUAUUCCUACACCCUGCUCUGUAUAUCUGUAACAGGAGCCUGCCUGAGAUGGGGUGGAAAGCUCUGGGAGCUUUGUUGCCUUCCUCCUGGGCUGGGGAAGGGCUGUGGUAUGGAGAGUGAAGGCAGCUGGGCCUGAGAUGCCAAUACCUGAUCUGACUGGAGGCAGGUGGUGCAGAAUGCUGCUGUUCAUCUCCAUCUGGGCGGGAAAGAAGCAGAACAGGCUCAGUCCUGCCCUUCUUACUGUGUCUGGUAGCCACAAGCACUUCUUCCUUGUCUUUCCCCAGUAACUCUGCAGUGCUGUCUGGUGUUUGGGUGUGAGAUGGCAAGCUGGAUAGUGACCUUCAGUGACAGGCAGUGGUCCUGCCCUUGCGACAGCCCCUAUGCUUCCCCUGUUUCUGGUAGCUGUUGAGCCAUGGGCUUGCUGCUGGCCUGGCUAGAGAAGGUGUUGGGGAUUCCCAAGCUGUGUGAGCCGGUUCCCUUCACAGGGGCUGAGCCUUUCUUAUUUCACAGCCCAAAGCCGGACUUCUGCCCCUUGGGGAGAAGGAGCAAGGCUACUAAGGGGGAGCAGACCCAAGAGCUGUGAAGCCUCUUGCUCUUCUGAAGACUUUCCUGUCUGCAGGCUGGAUCUGGAGCUGUGCCAAGCUUUGCAGUGA